AUGUUUCCCCCCAAUGUUUCAUUGGUUAAAUAUGACGUACCAGUUCUUGUGACAAAGAACAUUGAUUGCAGAAAUUCAAAUGUAGAAUGCCAUUUAAUUAUUUAUUCAGUACCUGCAAUUAAAACCGUAAGGAAGGCAACUAAAGAAACUGGGCCUUUGCCAUCUUCUGGUUUUAAACCUUGCGAUAAAGAUCCGUGUGAAACUAAAGCAUCCCAGCAGACCGAUGAAAUCUUAAAUUCUAUUUUACCACCACGGAAGUUUGGUAACCUAAUCAGUGAAUGGACAGAAAAUAAUCAGUUAUGGAUUCAACAGGUUUCAAGUACACCCGCAACACGACUUGACGUUGUUAAUUUGCAAGAAGAAUUAGACCGCCGCCUUCAGCAGCGUCAAGCUAGGGAAACUGGUAUUUGUCCUGUUCGAAGGGAGUUGUACUCACAAGUCUUCGAUGAGCUCAUCCGCCAAGUAACAAUUAAUUGUACUGAAAGGGGUCUUCUACUUUUGCGUGUAAGAGAUGAAAUACGAAUGACGAUUGCCGCCUAUCAAACUCUUUAUGAGUCAAGCGUUGCAUUUGGAAUGCGUAAGGCCUUGCAAGCAGAACAGGGAAAAGCUGAACUAGACAAAAAGAUUUUGGAAUUGGAAGCACACAAACGCGAUUUAGAAAGACAGGUAAACGAACUUAAGGCAAAGUGUGAGCAAAUUGAAAAACGAGCAGCUGAACAGAGGCAGGUGGAGGAGAAGAAGCAUCAGGACGAAAUCCAAUUCCUAAAACGAAAUAACCAACAACUUAAGGUGAGUAACUGCAAACCCCCCUAA
Messenger RNA from Mesocestoides corti, 813 nucleotides. Lineage: Eukaryota; Metazoa; Platyhelminthes; Cestoda; Cyclophyllidea; Mesocestoididae. The record is from the annotation of a GenBank genome assembly.